Messenger RNA from Onychomys torridus (southern grasshopper mouse), 7001 nucleotides. It is a transcript of the gene Il6st, whose product is annotated as interleukin 6 signal transducer. Bases 270 to 3023 code for a protein of 917 amino acids. Gene Ontology annotation, biological process: cytokine-mediated signaling pathway. NCBI's taxonomy places the organism in Eukaryota, Metazoa, Chordata, Mammalia, Rodentia, Cricetidae. Gene Ontology annotation, molecular function: cytokine binding; cytokine receptor activity. The transcript has 17 exons. Gene Ontology annotation, cellular component: membrane; external side of plasma membrane; signaling receptor complex. The record is from RefSeq and is a predicted model, not a curated record.
AGGGGCGGAGCUAGGAGAGUCUUGGUCGGCGGCGGGCGGAGGGCGGCGUGCGCCGUCGGGAGUUUCGAGCCAGCCGGGCUGCGGCUCCGCCGAGGGGCUGGCGGGCGGAGUGGGCCCGGAUCCGCGAGGCUUGAGGGACGCGCCGGGGCGGCGAGGCUCGCGGCCUGAGGGAGACCAAGAGAAGGAACAUGACAUUUGGUGCUGGUGGGCUUGCUUCAGAUUCAUGCCUUUUCAUUUGCUAAUUUUGUGAGUUGGGAGCAUCCCUGAAGAUGUCGACACUGAGGAUUUGGCUAACACAAGCUUUGCUUAUUUUUCUCAUCGCUGAAUCUAUAGGUCAAAUGGUGGAACCAUGUGGUUAUAUCUACCCCGAAUUUCCGGUUGUACAGCGUGGCUCUAACUUCACUGCCAUUUGUGUGCUAAAGGAAAAGUGUCUUCAGCAGUAUGACGUGAAUGCUAGUUUCAUCGUGUGGAAGACAAACCAUGUUGCUGUUCCCAAGGAGCAGGUCACCGUCAUCAACAGAACCACGUCUAGUGUCACCUUUCCAGACAUGGUCCUCCAGACGGUCCAGCUCACCUGCAAUGUCCUGUCAUUUGGGCAGAUCGAACAGAACGUGUACGGAACCACCGUACUUUCAGGCUUUCCCCCAGAUAUACCUACAAAUUUGAGUUGCAUUGUGAAUGAGGGGAAGAAUAUGCUGUGUCAGUGGGACCCAGGAAGGGAGACGUACCUGGAAACAAACUACACGUUGAAGUCCGAGUGGGCAACAGAAAAGUUUCCUGAUUGUCUAACAAAGCAUGGCACCUCGUGCAUGGUUAGCUACCCUCCUAUCUAUUUUGUCAACAUUGAAGUCUGGGUGGAAGCAGAAAAUGCCCUCGGGAAGGUCUCAUCAGAGGGUAUCAAUUUCGAUCCCGUGGAGAAAGUGAAACCCAGCCCACCACAUAAUUUAUCAGUGAGCAACUCAGAGGAAUUAUCCAGUAUAUUAAAGUUAACAUGGAUCAAUUCGGGUUUUGGCAGUUCUUUAAGGCUGAAAUCCGACAUUCAAUAUAGGACAAAAGAUUCCUCAACUUGGAUCCAGGUCCCUCUUGAAGAUACAGAGUCUCCCCGAACUUCCUUCACCAUCCAGGACCUUAAACCUUUCACAGAGUAUGUGUUUAGGAUCCGCUCCAUAAAGGAGGACGGUAGAGGCUACUGGAGCGACUGGAGUGAGGAAUCAAGUGGGGUCACAUAUGAGGACAGACCAUCCAAACCACCGAGUUUCUGGUAUAAGAUAAAUCCAUCCCAUACUUCAGAAUCUAGAACUGCACGGCUCAUAUGGAAGGAAUUACCUCUUUCUGAAGCCAAUGGAAAAAUCUUGGAUUAUGAAGUGAAUCUUACACAGUGGAAAUCAUUUUCACAAAAUUACACAGUUAACGGUAUGGAAUUGAUAGUAAAUCUCACAAAUAAUCGCUAUACAGCAUCUCUAGCAGCAAGAAAUAAGGUUGGCAAGUCAGAUCCAGCUGUCCUCACCAUCCCCAGCUCCCACUUCAAAGCCUCUCACCCUGUAGUGGAUCUUAGCGCAUUCCCGAAAGAUAAGAAGCUCUGGGUAGAAUGGACUCCUCCACCAAAGCCUGCGAAGAAAUACAUAAUUGAGUGGUGUGUGUUGUCAGAGAACUCACCGUGUGUCCCAGAUUGGCAGCAGGAAGGUGGCACUGUGACGAAGACCUACUUAAGAGGAAACCUCCUGGAGAGCACGUGUUAUCUGAUCACCGUGACUCCGGUGUUCUCCAGUGGACCCGGGAGCUCUGAGUCAGUAAAGGCCUACCUCAAACAGGCCGCACCUUCCAGAGGACCCAUUGUUCGGACAAAGAAAGUGGGGAAAAAUGAAGCUGUCCUAGAAUGGGACCAACUUCCUGUUGAUGAACAGAAUGGAUUCAUUAGAAACUACUCUAUCUCUUACAGAACCAUCAUUGGAAAUGAAAUUGUUGUGAAUGUGGAUUCUUCCCACACAGAAUAUACACUGUCCUCUUUGAGUAGUGAUACGCUGUACAUGGUCCAAAUGGCAGCGUACACAGAUGAGGGUGGAAAAGAAGGUCCGGAAUUCACUUUUACAACACCAAAGUUUGCUCAAGGAGAAAUAGAAGCCAUAGUCGUGCCCGUGUGCUUAGCGUUCCUCCUGACGACUCUUCUGGGCGUCCUGUUCUGCUUUAACAAGCGAGACCUAAUUAAAAAACACAUCUGGCCUAAUGUUCCAGAUCCUUCAAAGAGUCAUAUUGCACAGUGGUCACCUCAUACCCCGCCAAGGCACAAUUUUAGCUCCAAAGAUCAAAUGUAUUCUGAUGGCAAUUUCACUGAUGUGAGUGUUGUGGAAAUAGAGGCGAACAACAAAAAGCCUUGCCCGGACGAUCUGAAGUCAUUGGACCUGUUCAAGAAGGAAAAAAUAAGCACAGAAGGUCACAGCAGCGGCAUUGGGGGGUCUUCAUGCAUGUCGUCCUCCAGGCCCAGCAUCUCCAGCAACGAGGAAACCGGAUCUGCUCAGAACACGGCGGGCACCGUGCAGUACUCGACCGUGGUGCACAGCGGCUACCGGCACCAGGUCCCGUCCGUGCAAGUCUUCUCCAGGUCUGAGUCCACCCAGCCCCUGCUGGACUCCGAGGAGCGGCCGGACGAUCUGCAGUUGGCGGAUAACGUGGACAGCGGUGAGGAGAUUUUGCCCAGGCAGCAGUAUUUCAAACAGAACUGCAGUCAGCCUGAAGCCAGUCCAGAUAUUUCACAUUUUGAAAGGUCGAACCAAGUUUCGUCGGGCGGUGAGGAGGAUUUUGUCAGGCUCAAACAGCAGCGGGUCUCAGAUCACAUUUCCCAGCCCUGCGGGCCUGAGCAGCGGAGGCUGUUUCAGGAGGGCCGUGCAGCAGAUGCUCUUGGUGCAGGGACUGAUGGACAGGUAGAGCCAUUUGAACCAGUUGGAAUGGAGACAGCGAUGGAUGAAGAAAUUCCUAAGAGUUACUUGCCACAGACUGUAAGACAAGGUGGCUACAUGCCACAGUGAGAGACUGGCCUGCACAGCCUCAGCAGGUCCUGUGAAGGAAAGCUGAAAUCCUCGUCUGGGACUUCACUCCUGAAGAUUAUCAUUGCCACCGAGGUCAAAGUCACAAGGGGCAUCUCCAUUCCAGACGUCUGGGAUUCUCCUUCGAGCACUACAUGAACUGACUUCAUCCUCUGAUUAGCUGAAGGACUGUUUCGGCGGGAUGUUUGCACUGAAGAAAACAAAGUGUGUCUGAGCUUUAGAAAGCUUGUAUUGCUCUAUAGAAAGCAGAAUUCUAAUGAGCUGAGGCAUAGUCCAAUGUGCUGAUUUAAUAAGACUAGUCAUCCAGAUGCCAGGAGCAAAGGUCUAGAUCCUCUUCAGCCAACAGCAUCAUUUAAAAGUGCCAUGGGGCAGACUGUCCAGAUGUUGUCAUUUGGCACAAGAACUAGCGAGGACAGGUUCAUUUCUGGUUCUACAGUUAGAGAACAUUGGCUUUCUCCCUCUGUUUUUAUGGGUGUUGCCAAUUGUUACUGAAGAAAAGGAUGAACUUUAAAAAUGAGCAACAUAGAAGUUCCCGUUUUCUUCCUAUUACCCCAAACCUCUCAAAACUGCUCAUUGAUAAUAACCUCUCUAAAGUGAAUUUCACCAACCUGGAUAGGGUGCUGAUAGGGCUAGCCGGGAGCUCCGUGAACCAGCUCAAGCAUUUAUAGAAUCGCUGUGUAAGCUGCUGACAGUUUUCUGAAUGCACACAAACACCAGGACAGAUGAUUCCAAAGGUCGGUUGAGGAAGCACUUUAUACAGUGUAUUCAGCUCAAAAUUAUUUUACCUGAGUUCACCUUGUUUUUAUUUUCAAGAAUAGCAAGGUGUUUACUAAAGGAGAGCAUUCACCACAGCCCCAAACAGAACCCCAGAACACAAGCCAUCUUAAUGGCCGCCACAGUGGCUGAGGGCCUUGUCAUAUGGAGCUGAAGAAGCUGUAGAGUUUUGUAAAGUUUGCUGGGUGGGGAUUGAACCCAUGGCCUUGUACAUGCUAGACACUCUACCACUGAGCUCCCCACCCACACAUCUUAUUAUGUUGUUUAGGCUCAAGUGAUCCUCCUGUCCCAGCUUCCUGAGUAUCUGGGACUUGGGGUGUGUGCCGCCACACCCAACAAGAGAUGGCAUUUCAUCUGCCGUUGCUGAGGUAGAGUUUUACCUGUGACUUAAGAGUAUCUUAAACCUAGUCCUUCUGGUUGCUUUGUGGAGGGACAAUCCGGGCAAUCCAGGGUUUAGGACUAAAGCCCUUAAUGUACUUGUGCCUGACUUGCCAGUGUGACCUGGCCAGGGGCUAAAGGUAGAAGUUGAGUGGACAAGAAGGGGCUUCUCCGUUAGUGGCUGAUCACCGCUAAGUGUGCUCACAGGAGAAGCUGUGACGUUUCAGAGCAUGGGCACACUUAGGUAGUUCAAAUGAAAGGCCAUGAAAAACGAUACUCGUUAAGUUGGAUGCAGUUUUACCUUUUACUCUUGGAAUGUUGUUUUAGAUUUGCUGAUACAUGUUAUCAUUUCUAUUUUUAUAAUGGCUAAUACUUUUCCAAGUCCAUUCAUGUGUGUAGUCCUGUGAGACGGUAGACACUUUCCUUCUCAUACGGUCAGUUGCCCACUUGGCAAAACCAACCUGAAACUGAGAAAAUGGCAGAAUUGAAAGUAGAUGAUGAAAAGUCAGGGGCAGAGAGGUCAGGUAGGGUCAAAGAGACCAGAAUUCACACUACAGGGCAGUGGCAUCAUCACAUUCAAGCUGGACCUCAAAGCCUGGUCCAGAUCAAGACUGAAUUUUCUAUGUAUGUAUGUCAAGAAAUUAACACUUGUAAAUGUUUCAUUUUCUCACAGAGGUAGUCUAGUCAUGUUGCUGUAUUCAUGUUUAGCUGUAACCUUCCUCACAUUGAGUAGUGAUGCUGUGAAGUAGUGUGACGUCCGCUUCACAGUAGUGGGGGUAGGGGGUGGGGGCGGUUAUCCAUUGUGAGUUCAUGAAUGAGCAUGAGAGACCAUUGAAGAAAGAACCUCAAUGAAGCAAGUUUGCAUGUUGGAUCCCAUACAGAACAUGUCCCAGUGAGCCAGUGCCCUCACCAACGGAGAUGGUAGUGUGACCACUGCUUGAAAACUCAUCCAGGGAAUGUAUAAUGGAUCAGCUUUGCCCUGAGAGAGAGAAACCAAUCCUAAAACUCGUCUUCAAUACAGACUUUGCUGCAGCAUGUUUUAGGAUAAUCUGGAUGCAUGUGCCUUGUAUUUUAGGUAGGCAAAGAAACUGCUCUGGCUUCUUUGUGUAAAACCAGUCUAAUAAAGCUAGUGUGUAGUUACCCUUUAAUUCUUUCACGUGUACAGUGUAGUUUAAAAUAAGGCACAUCAGAAAACAGCCUCUCUGGUGGCCGAAACUCAUUCACUACUUCUAAAGCAGUUGCCUCAGGAUUCAGAGGAAAAGUCAACAUAGGUUCCACAUCCUACCAUUGUCUUGUAAAGGUUUAAUGUGGAAUCACUAUUACAAAACUAUACAAUUUCAAACUUUUACCUACUCAAACAGAAAACCUUUUAAAAGCCUGAGUCGGCAUUCAGGAACACAAGUAAGCAGACACAGGGAAGUGUGCAAACCCCACCUGGUUCUCCGGUCUACUCAGUUCAUUCAGUUUCUGCAGAAUGCCUGGGUGUGUGUUCGUCAGCUCAUCCGGGGACCGGAGUUCUUAGAGUGAAGUUGGAGGUUGUUGAAGUGUUUAUGGACACUGUUGAAGCUCAUGUUUAAAAUAGGAUGGCUCAGGUACCUUCAAACAGUAAAUGCUAUUCUUACAGCAGUCUCUUUUUCUACCCACAUAAGUAGUGAAACCAUGGCAUAGAUUUAGACCUAAUAAUCAGGAUUCCCGUUUGCUACAGACAUGUAUUAACUAAGUAGAACAAAGCAUCAGUCUGUCCUGUUACGUUCAUUCUCCCGUUUCACGUUACUGAGUUUGUUUUAAAAGCAAGUUCUUAACCCAUCUGUUUAGUAAAGACUUUAGGAAGAUGAGUAAAAUCAGCAAGCCACAAAAAAUGUAAAGGUCAGUUACUAAAAAUAACCUCUUAGGCUAGCUUUCUACUGCACGUCGUUACUGUUAGAUUAUCUUGCCCAGGUAAGAUUACUUUUAAAAUCUGCCUUCCUAUAAAUUAGAAAACACACAGCCAUAAAAUGUCUAUUUAGGGCUAACAUAAAAUGGUCACUGUGGACUGCAAAGGUGUAAACCAGCAGACCCACACCUGCCCACUCUGGGGCCUGGGCACCGUUUUCUCUUCAGGUUACUCAUAAUUCAUAUGUCAACAACAUUUUUCAAACCAGCUGUACUAUCUCUUGGAUUCCUGGUUUGUUUUCCUGUCACAGGGAGAUUAGCGUAUGCUCAAGGCAUCAAAGAUAAAAGAACAGCUCCAGGUGAGCCCCUGGAAUCCUCAUUUGCUCCAUACUUUUUGCAGCCUGUGAGCCCCACAAACUGGUUAGUUUUUUAUUAACCUGUUGUCAGUACCGCUGGUGGAUCAGGAUGGAGAUACACUAGGCCAAUUCAGUAGAGGUUUUCAGUCCUGCUAUGACCAGCUUGGUUGGGUAUCUACAGGCUGCAAAUGCUGUUCAUGAAUAGUGGAAGGUGACGUGCCAGAAACAGGGAUGUCACAGAGGUGAGUCUUGGACAACUGUAGCCUUACUGUCUGUGUGUAGUAUACUCUCAAAGCAAGUGCUCUUUGCCAGCCCAGUGGCAGGAGGCAUUAGGUAUGGCUCCUCCUUAUGUCUUUAUCUUAGCUGCACUUCAUGUGAGCUCAGUUCUUUCAAGUCUCCCUGCUGUCUCAGCACCCCACCUCCACCACCCUGGAGCUUCAUUUGGAAAGCUGGUGCGUGUAUUACCUCUGUAGUGAACUGCACGUGCUGAGUAUAACCAAAGCUAUCAUUUUAUGUUGACUUACCAUCAGUGUCUUACUAUAUCAGCUCUAAUCCUUUAAGUAAAUUUAAGGAAGAAAUU